AUGCUGUCACAUGACAGUGACGGUGUCACCUUGGAUACCACACUGCGUGACAGUGAUGGGCAAACAGCGUUGGAUAUAGCCAGGAAAUACGAUUAUCAUGAUUAUGAAGGAUGCGUGCAGUUGCUGGUGGAUCACGAGAGUGCGAAGGAGGCCAAACAGCUGCAGGCAGGAGAUACUGCUGAUCUGCCAAGUAUCAGUGAACUCGAAGCAGCAGAGCAGGAGGCAGCCAGGUUGGGCGGUACGACCAUCAUCCAUUUCCUGCACGUGGCAAUACUUGGUGCGGCGCGCGUUGGAAAGACCAGCUUGCUGAAGGCGUUGCUUGAGAAGAUGCACGAUGAGAAUGAACUCAGCACGCCCGGCAUGCGCACGUCCUACGCAACUACAAGCAUCUCUGAUGACUGUCGAUUCAUCGAAUGCCCAGACAUGCCAGAUGCUCUGAGUCGACUCUACGUCCUCACCAUGAUGUGCAAACCAUCCACUUCGAAUCAUCCCCAAGACAAAGAGACAACACAAGAUGACAGAGAGAGAGCCCCAGCAGGAGAGGAUCCUGUGGCUGGGACCCAUGCAGGACCUAUGGAGGACAGCAGUAGCAGCAGCAGCAGCGACGGGCCAGCAAUGCGCGAGGAAAUCCACAAGACCAUCACAGGAUUUCUCAACGCAGACCGGGUAAAGUACAUCUCUGACCGGGCCAACACGCCCGACUAUACCGUCAUCACAUUCCGCGACCUUGGAGGGCAGCAAGUCUACCAAUCCGUGCAGCCCCUCUUCAUGGCCAAAAACACAACCUUUAUUGCCACAUACAACUCUUCUCUGGACCUUCUAGAGACCCUUCCCAAGCUCGAUAAAUUUCAGUUCAGCCAGGAAGAAUGUAUCGAGCGGGCCACUCUACCGGCCAAUGCGACUCGCCUAGACCAGCUGCUAAGCUGGCUCGACAUGCUGCUGCUGAAUGCGAAAGCUGACAGCAGCACAGACCAGAGUGCUGCAGAUGAUGUGUUUGUAGUGGGGUGUCAGAGUGACAUGUGGAAGAAAACCGAUUUGCCUGAUCCUUGUAAACUACUUCGAAAGAACAUCGAAGGUUCGCCGUAUAAGAAGCUUGUCUGGAAUGAAACAUCGUACUUCAAAAUCGACAGCACCAGAUCCACUGGAAGUGCAGCACAAGCAGAUGAGCUGCAGCGAUUGAGAGAGGCCAUCAUCGACCGCUGCCGGAAGAGCCAACGUAACAUCCCUGUUCCAUGGCUCCGAUUCUGCAUAACCAUACACACGCUCAAGCAGGAGGUCACGUGGCCUUGGAUUUCCUUCAAGGAGGCAAAGUUCAUAGCGAAGCAAGUCAAGGCUGUUCCACAUGACUGCAGUGACCGGCAAAUACAGCUGCUGCUGAAGUACUGCCACGAAGCAGGCCACCUGGCGUACUUCCCAACUUUCAAGCUGAAAGACACGGUCAUCCUGGAGCCCCAGUUCAUCCUGGACUGUGUCAAUGCCUUUGUCUACAUGAAGUUUGACCGAGACAUCACAAUGCACGAAGAGCGGCGCUAUAAGUCUGGGUUCAUGACGGAGUCCCUGGCACGCAAAGCUCUCAACAAGAUGUUCGAGGGUCAGUCUUACUGCGACCAUGCUAAGGCGUGGCAAGCAGUCAGAGCAAGCAGUGAUGGGUUCAAGCUCAUUUUUGAAAUCCUAGAAUGGCUCUCAGUCCUGGCAAUUGUGCAGGAUGAGCACGAGUUUAUUGUACCUGCAAUCGUCCGGGACAUGGGCACGGACCCCCAGCUGCCUUGUUCCUGUGCCUACGUGUCCUUUAAGCACACAGACAGCGAUGAGUUGAUGCACUUUCCCGUGUUCCUGUACUGGCAAUGCGUGGUGGAGGUGCUGCUGAAGUCACACAAUCGCUCGGCUGCCACGCUGUCACGGUGCAGCGUUCGCCUUCGCUGGAACAGCGUUUGGCCGUGGCUGCACCUGCACUAUACACGCUACGGCUUACAAGUGUACGUCGAGUGCGAGGGCCGACACGGCGGCAGCGGAAAGUCUACGCUGGAUGAAGUCCGGGCAAUCGUGCUCACAGUGCUACGGAAGUGGGGCCUGCAGGUCGAAGUGAUCAGCACAUUGCCAUGCCCCUGCGGAGAAACAUCGGGCGAGGAGUGUUUACAGCAUGGCUUAUCUACGUGCUGCGCACCAAGCUGUGCGCACGCCUUGGACACUUCCAGCCUAGUGGCUGAAGACUACCCACUGUGUACACGUUCAAAGAAGCGGGAUAUACAGAUGAUCCGUGAGCAGGCCAUGUUCUGGCUGGGCCUUGACCAGGAUGCAUGUGGAAAGCUGUUUGACCCGAGAUCGACCUCUCUUCCUUCAGCAGAAGCCUGUGCCAGUGUGGAUAGUAGAAGCGGUGGUCACGGUGCUCCAGGAAGCGGUCAUCACAGCGCUGGAGAAAGCGGUGUUCACGACGCUGAAUUCAUGUCGCUUGGUGCCAUUGGUGAAAAGACAUUCGAUCAGAUUGCCGACCGGCAUGCGUUUGUGAGCUCGAUUGAACCGUUCAUCGGUGGAGAGGAGAAAGGCGACGAGAGAGGCGAGGAUGAGAAGUCGUACGGCGACCCAUUCCAGCAGCGUGUCUUUCUAACCGAUAUUUCGCCUUGGUUGGGCAAAUUACCAGCGAGAAAAUUUCGUAAAAUGGCGCAAGAGGCCGGGUUAUGCGCCGAUCUGCAGCAGAUAGAAGACUUGAAGAGGAUUGAGAAACUAGACGGAACACCCACUCACAACGAAGAGUUGGUCAACAUUCUAAGCAGCGAGGAAAAGGCCGGCUACAUCAAGCUAGUGAUGAUCAUCAAACGCUGGGGUAACUAUCCCGACAAGGUCGACAAGAUGAACCAGCUUCUGCCACGACGGGCCCGUGUGUAAACGGUAGGUUGCAUUCAUUUCUUGCACUACCUGG
Molecule: messenger RNA, 2917 nt
Organism: Sycon ciliatum
Lineage: Eukaryota; Metazoa; Porifera; Calcarea; Leucosolenida; Sycettidae
Exons: 8
Coding region: 1-2883 (960 amino acids)
Source: RefSeq, a predicted model, not a curated record